AUGAUGUGCGACGUGGCCAACUACGACCCAUAUUUUGUUCAAACAAGAGAUGCUUGCGGGAGACUCAGCUUAUCCACUGAACAAAAGCUGACAUGCGCCAUGAGAAUGCUCGCGUAUGGCAUCACAGCUGAUUUCUGUGAUGAUUACCUAGAUAUUGCGAAGACCACUGCCAUUGAGAUUUUUGAGCACUUCACAAAAGCAAUCUGGAAUGUGUACCAUGAGACUUACCUCCGCAGACCAACACCGGCAGAUUUGCGACGGCUGCUUGACAAGGCUACAGAACGGGGAUUCCCGGGGAUGAUCGAUAGCCUUGAUUGUAUGCAUUGGCAAUGGAAAAAUUGUCCCACCGGAUGGGCAGGGCAGUAUACUGGCUACAAGGGGAAACCCACAAUCAUCUUAGAGGCAGUGGCCUCCUACGAUACUUGGAUGUGGCAUGCCUUCUUCAGACUUCCAGGUUCCCUGAAUGAUAUUAACGUCCUUGGAUGUUCACCGUUGUUCAAUGACGUAUGCACCGGUGAAACCCCUGAAAUGAACUACCAGACACAACAUUUCACAAGGAUGCAGGAAGCAUACAGAAAAGACGUGGAGAGAGCAUUUGGUAUUCUCCAAGCUCGUUGGGCAAUUAUAAGAGGACCAGCUCGUGGGUGGAGUAAGGAGAAUCUUCAAUACAUCAUGAUGACGUGCAUUAUCUUGCACAAUAUGAUUGUUGAAGAUGAGCAUGAUGAAGAUGCAGCGCAACCAUUUGAUCCAGAUGAUAUCCCAACAUGA
Messenger RNA from Rosa chinensis, 768 nucleotides. RefSeq lists its product as uncharacterized. NCBI's taxonomy places the organism in Eukaryota, Viridiplantae, Streptophyta, Magnoliopsida, Rosales, Rosaceae. Bases 1 to 768 code for a protein of 255 amino acids. The transcript has 2 exons. The record is from RefSeq and is a predicted model, not a curated record.